Molecule: messenger RNA, 1305 nt
Organism: Pteronotus mesoamericanus
Lineage: Eukaryota; Metazoa; Chordata; Mammalia; Chiroptera; Mormoopidae
Product: epidermal retinol dehydrogenase 2-like
Exons: 7
Coding region: 157-1080 (307 amino acids)
Biological process (GO): retinal metabolic process; retinol metabolic process
Cellular component (GO): lipid droplet
Molecular function (GO): all-trans-retinol dehydrogenase (NAD+) activity
Source: RefSeq, a predicted model, not a curated record
CGGGCGCGGCCGACCCGCCUUCGGAAGUAAUCUCCUGUCGGUGCCGGAAUAAGAGCCUGAGCCUAAGUCCAGCUGCGAGUCAGAGACCCGGUGCCGAGGCAAAGGAGGCCAGUUUCCCGGUCAGCAGCGUGGGCAGCGUAUCCGGGGUGUCAGAAUAUGGCUCCCAACUUGGACUCAGGAAAGAAACUUUUCACUUUCUUAGGAAAAUCAGUAAUUGCGCUUCUGGAGUCUAUAAUUUUUGCCUUUAUUCCAAAGCCACGGAAGAAUGUUGCUGGUGAAAUCGUACUCAUAACAGGUGCUGGGAGUGGAAUUGGAAGGCUCUUAGCCCUCAAAUUUGCCCACCUUGGAGCUGUGCUUGUUCUCUGGGAUGUCAACAAAACAGCGAAUGAGGAGACGCUCAGGAUGACUCUGAACGCUGGAGCCUCAAGAGUCUAUGCCUAUACCUGUGACUGCGCUCAAAAGGAAGAAGUGUAUAGAGUAGCUGAUGAGGUUAAAAAAGCAGUUGGUGAUGUUUCUAUCCUAAUCAACAAUGCUGGCAUCGUAACAGGCAGAAAGUUCCUCAACUGCCCAGAUGAGCUGAUGGAAAAGACUUUCGAUGUGAAUUUCAAAGCACAUUUAUGGACUUAUAAAGCCUUUCUGCCUGCUAUGAUGGCUAAGGACCAUGGACAUUUGGUUUGCAUUUCAAGUGCAGCUGGAUUAUUUGGAAUAAGUGGACUGGCAGAUUACUGUGCAAGUAAAUUUGCAGCCUUUGGAUUUGCUGAAUCUAUAUUUAUGGAACUAUAUUAUCAGAAACUAACGGGCAUCAAAACUACUAUUGUGUGCCCAUUUUUAAUAAAAACUGGAAUGUUCCAAGGCUGUACUGCUAGCUGUCCUUUACUAUUACCAAUUAUGGAACCAGAAUAUGUAGCCGGAAAGAUAGUAGAUGCUAUCCUGGAGGAAAAAACAUACUUGUGUCUACCAAGAUUUAUAUACUUCAUGCUAUUUUUAAAAAGUAUCUUGCCAACCAAAAUGGGACUGCUCUUGUCUGAAUAUAUGAAUAUCUCUGAGUUAAUGAAGGGCUUCGUUGGAAGGAAGAACUAAAGACCAACUCUACGGCUGAUGUCAUCUAAUACCCAAUAUUACAUAUUGCUUAUUUCAGUGAAUAAAAGGGAUUUUUGUCUGAUAGAGUGUACCUGGAGACUAUAAGUACCGUUCUUGUUCUUCCAUCUAGACUAGUACUUUCAACCAGUACUUUUGAAAAUGCCAGUAACAUUGCUAUCUGCUUUUGAGUUUUUUAAAAUUAAUAAAAACAGCUAAUGUCUGUCA